Piliocolobus tephrosceles (Ugandan red Colobus) is the source of this 722-nucleotide messenger RNA. RefSeq names its product zinc finger X-linked protein ZXDB-like. Lineage: Eukaryota; Metazoa; Chordata; Mammalia; Primates; Cercopithecidae. Bases 1 to 681 code for a protein of 226 amino acids. The record is from RefSeq and is a predicted model, not a curated record. The transcript has 3 exons.
AUGAACUUGGUGAUUUGUUCCAAACGCAGGGCUUCCGGACAGGAGCAAGACAGACGCGAGGCGUGCGCCCCCGGGGAGCCCCCACGCUCCGGCCACGCCCAUCCUGGCCCUGGGCAUCCGCGCCCUGGAGGCCUGGCACCGAGGCGGGCGGGUCUCCGAGUUAGGGGCCCGCGAGUCGGCUGGGCGCCCCCGCCUCUGUCCGGGCAGUGCUCCGCCGAGUGCCCAGGACUGCGGGCAAAUGGGCUGGAGGGCCGGGCCGCGGAAGGCGUUCUCACACCGGCCAGUCUCCGUCCACCAGGAAGCCAACUCCUCGUACCUCCCCGGGGACCGAAAACCGCCGGUGCCGCCGCACCCGCCGCCGCCGCCGCCUGCUCAUGGAGAGCCCGGGCUGCUGCCGCCGCCGCCGCCGCCUCAUCUAUGAGUACCGCCGGCUGUCUCGGCCUCCCCCGGCGUGAGUUCUGGGCUCUGGCACGGCCUCCAUGGCACCCGCCGCGGCGGGAGCCACAGCAGCUCCAGCGCCCAGGCCCAAUCCCCCUGGACCCACGGAGCCAGGACAGCGGGACACGUCGCUUCUUAUUACGGAGGAAGAUUCGGCACCACCUCCGCCCCCUCCCCCUAACCCCCCCCGUUUCCAGUCGCCUGACAGCGCAGCUGCGCAGGCGCGAAGACGCCCCAGCCUAACGUGCGUGUGUCGGAAUCCUGAUCUGUUACCUAGGCUGGAG